Messenger RNA from Moneuplotes crassus, 877 nucleotides. Lineage: Eukaryota; Ciliophora; Spirotrichea; Euplotida; Euplotidae. The record is from the annotation of a GenBank genome assembly.
AUGAUCUUUUGCUUAGACUGAAAAUAAAGACACAAAUUCAUUUGGGUCAUUUGUUAAUGGCAGACUAGAUGGAUCGGUCUCUAGAAAUCCUGUACCAAGAAACUACAGUGAAAAUUUGAGAGAAUCUUCGUCAAGGAGAAUUCUUACAUCCAAAUGAGGUCUUUGAAAACUGAAGAACCGAAAGCUAAAAGAAGUUAUAAAUCAGUUAACAUUAUUGAACUUUUACUUUAUUGAAAAAUUCGAUUGACUUAAAGGAUUUGAACAAUUGCAAAAGGAGAUCGUCAAGAACCAGAUUAAGAAUGAGGAAUUGAACUGGGAAAUUGAGAAAAUUGAGCUGAGAGAAAAGAGAGUAUAUAAAUCAAACUCACAAAGUGUCAAAGAAGUUGGAAUUCAACAUGAUGACUAUCUGGACGAAAAUUUCAAAAAGAAAAUCACAAAAAGCCACAUAAAAAUUCUUAAAAAGAUCGAAAACCUCCCUCACAUAAUCUCAGCCCACUUAAAAGACGAAAAACCUCCUCCCUCAAAAUCCCAAGUGAAACGCUACAGUUCAGAAUUCGGCUACGUUUCAAUAAUCGAAGAUUCUUCGAAAGCAUAUCCAGGUACCUUCCCUCUUAAAAAUAGACCUCCUUGAGCCAUCAUCCGUUGAACUACAUUCCCAAUCUUUCUCAGUUCCAACUGAAUAUCUUCAGUUUUCGAAACAAUCUGAAGAAUCUAAAGUCGGAGGAGCUCGGCCUAGAAAGAAGGGCUACAAAGAUUCAAAAUCUGAAAUGGAUCCAAAACAAUCUAUUUAUCUGAAACAACUGUAUAACAAACAUAAAGUUCCCUCAAAGCAGAUAAGGGACUUUAUAAACCCAAUUUUAAAAGAUUUCAAAACAGA